GCUAGUUUUAACGAAUCAAAAGUGCUAUUUUUUGGAAGAGCGAAUUCUCUUUAAAUGCAUGAUAAAUAGUGCCUUGACGGUAUUCAAUCAAUGAAAUGAAUGUUACCAAAGUUGUAAUUGAUAGAAACACUGUGUUUCAAAUUAAAAACACAUAAAUGUUAAAAUCGGGCAUUGCAACGAUUCCGGAAACAUGAUUCAUUGUCGUGAAACACUAGUAAACAAGGGGAUAAAACACGCAAUAAUAAUGCGAUUUGAAUAGACAAUGCAAAACAGGGGCAGCUCCAAACAGGGCCCAACCAUGUUCUACUACUUUUUUGUUUACUUCCCAUCCCAUUACACACAAAAGCUACACAUCGGUGCAAAGCAGUAUCAGGAAGAAGUGCAAACGACUCGUCAGGAGUGAAAUUUCAAUUUACAUGCUACCGAUCCGCCACCCCCAAGGUCAUACAAUCUUUCCUCGAUAAUGGGAGGAUAUCCAUAUCAUGUAUUAAAGUUCGCACCGUCGUCGUCGGACUGCCCGCGACUUGAACGACCGAUCGGAAAAACGACGAACCCUCUUUAUGGUCAGUAUCGACCGACAUGCACCAAGAAUCGCAUGCUUCAGUUUAGUGCAGCGCGAUGUUGCUAUUAGCUUAUGCAUGGGUACAGACUACCGACGAGGAGGUGGUUUAUGCUCGCGGUGGCUAUGAAGACAACAACGACGACGGACGAUGUCGGGGAGGAGGAGCUUCGGGUCUCGCGCACACUGCCGAUUACUUGAAGGGGAAUCGCCCAUGCGGUUACAUGAUUUAGAAAAUGAUUUUCGCUAUUGUUUUCAGUUGAUGAAAAACGCUCGCUCGAAACGGUUUGCAAACGCGGAGAUCUCUCGUACAUCUUGUUGGAAAAACGCCUCAAGGAGGCAGAAGAACUUUGGAACCUCUUUCGGGAGGAAGCCUGAAUUGUGUAGUCACGAUGAUCCAUGAAAAGUGAAAAGGGGAAUUUUCUCACGGUGAUUAUAAGGAAUCGUUCAGUGUGGAAUAGUUUAAACGGGAUCGAAAGUCUCAAGGAUAUCAAUGAAAACAUAUGGAAAUGCAUGCUAAUGCAAUGCAGUGGGAAUGAUCGCAAAUGAUGUGAAAGGAUAUUCGAAAGUGAAUCAUAGUCGACUUUAGUGUUAAGGCAAAACAAGAAAUCAGUUUUAAAAAAAACUAGCAAAGAAGAAUAUUUUAAUGUUUUGUGAUUUAUUGGAUUUCAUUUGCCCGUCCAAGUUGACCAUAAAGUCGUCCAAGGAAGAUCAGCACCACCAGCAGAAGCAGCUGCUCCAGCAGCAAGGGGAGCCAAGGGAAGGACAGAACGAAUCCCAUCACUGUCAGCAGCCAAUCACGAAUCGUCAUGGAUUACAUCGGAUAUACAAUGAACAUUUGUUUAAUUCUUUUCAUGAUUUCCGUUACCGGCAGCCACUGCCAGUACUACAGCAACCGUGAUAUCAUUCUGACGCCACACCAGCUAAAGACCUAUCCGGGCAAGAUUUUGUACUACCGACCCCACGAGCUGCCGACCGGUCCGGGGGUUUUGGACAAUGUCGCUCCUGCACAGCAGGGAACCGGCCCCGCCGUCGCCACCAGUACCGCCGUGCCCUGGGAAGAGGUGCUGAAGGAAACCGUCUUCCUCGCGCUGAAUGAUAACAAAACGAGCGCCAAAUCAGCUGAUGGCACGACCACCAAACAACCAUUGUACAUUGCGCGGCAGCAGAAGGCCAUCUACGGGGCGCCCUACAUCGGUUCCGUGGACUUGAGCGUGCCUCGAUUUGGAGAUAUUGUGGAACUUUCCCGCGGCAGACUGGAGCAGGAACACGACGAAUCGUAUUUAUUCGUGCAGGAUGAUGCCGAUAAACCACAGUUCGACAGUGGACGCAACGUGAGUGCCUACUGGAAAGUAGAACGGAUUCGACACCGCGACGAACAGCGAGGACAUCGGUAUGAAUUGAAGUUUACAGUGACGCCGGUUCGCGAUUUGCAGUUGGACGAAAACGCAGUUGUCAACAAGAGUUUCAUCGUACGUGAUGAAGAUUAUCCCAGAUAUUUUGGAUUGGCAUCGCCGAAUGCGAUUCCCGUGAUGAAGAAGAAUGAUCAAUAUUUUGAACGUGCUGUGUUCGAUCCACUUUUUCCUCCAUAUCAUUCGUCAUAUCAGAGUAACAGAUACACCCGACCAACUCCAACGACUAUGACUUUGGGAGAGUUUUUGAUACAAUCUCUUUUAUCUGGCGGAGAAACAACUAUCAAGUCGCAAACUCAUCCGCACUACGGAUCCAACGGUUAUCGGUUCGGGUCAUCUUACAACAGAGUCAAGUUUCCGGAUGCGUACACUACGUCCAGCCAAACGGCUCCCAAGUACUACCAUCAUAUCCAUUUCCAACGGCCAUCGAUUGCCCCAUUGGCUCCGACAGCCCCUCCAAUGCCACCGAUGAUCAAGGAAGUUCAAACAGCCUCCAGCAACCUUCAGCAGGAUUAUGCUAAGCUGAUAGACUUCCGUGGAGGAAUUGAUAAUAUGGACUUGAGACCGAGCGCCGACAAUAACCUUCCGGUUCAACAACCUCAACCAAUGAUUCAAACCCCCAGAUAUCCUCCAAUAAUGGUACCAGUGCAACCAGCUCACAUCCAUCACUAUCACCACCACCAACAAGCAAUGCAGCAGCAAGCAAUGCCUCAACAACCACAACCUCAACCGCAACAGCCUCUAAUUCUUAGUCAACCACCAAACAAUAAUCCACCUCCUCUACAGCCUCUUCCUCAAAAUCUUGUCCAAUCGAUCCCAGUUUUCAACCCACAAGGACAGGUUAUGUUGAAUCACAUCCCAAUUGCUCCUAGUCAUAUGAUUCAGGUGGCAGCCCCACAAGGGCCCGUUGCCAUUCCUGUACACUUCCAGUUAAUACCGUCGCAGGGUCAAGUGUACGCUCCACAACAACCCGGGGUGAACGCUAUACCAAUUCGAAUUAUGCAGCAAGCUCCGGUCCACGUCUAUCCGGUCAAUCCUUACAUGGUACCACAGAAUCAUCCAGCACCAAUCCAUCCAAACCACCCAGAUUACACCACAACCAGACACCCCAAUCAAAGCAUCCACUACCCUCACCACCCGAAUAGCAUUCCCACCACGCUCAAAUUCCCCAACUACAAAUAUACUCCACAACCUUCGACCAGCCCCUAUGCUAGUCCAACUGUCGCAAACUAUCGCUACUCGUCCUUACCAACGAUCCAAGCCUCACCUGCCGGUCAACGUGAACGAUUCACCGCUUCCAGCUUUCGGCCCAUAUCCAGCACUCCCAUUUCACCACACCACAAGCUGGAACCGGAAACUGCCGGCAGCUCUCCGAUUGAUUCCUCAUCACCGAAGUUCCAAUCAUUUGGAUUAGAAAAUGCAGUCACUCCAAAGACAACCACGGUUGUUCCCAUCGCAACGGCCGCGGAUCAGGGCUUCACUCCGUCUGUAAGUCUUACUUCACCGGUUCACAGUGGAUUCUUUAGCAACUUCCUUGACGAAAAAGGAACUGUCAGCGAAAGCGGAAAACUCUACUCUGAACCAGAUCCACUGUACCAUAAUAGCAUUGGAACAACUCCCAUUUCCUUUACCACGCCUAUCUCUCCAGUAUCCCCUUCGGGAGCCUACACCCACACUUCCGGACCAAACUUCACUCCAAAAUUCACCUUGAAUCCAUCGUCCUACAAAGGAGUCCCGUCUCCAACUAUUGGUCCUCCCCAAAUAGAAACUCCAAUCUCAUCUACCUUGAAGAGUUACCACUACUUGCCUCAUCACGAUAACUACGAUUUCGUUCCAUCCAGGGUAGUAGAGCUAGCACACGUCAAGAAGAUUCCUAAGAAAUCUGGAGGUAAACGAAAAACCCAAGGCCAGCCAGGAAACCAAGCGAACCAUCAUCACGUAACUGUAACCAGCCAUAAGCCACUGAAGUUCAGUGAAGCACCAGACUAUGCCACACGGCGUCCAGAAUCUCAACUGAGUGUUCAGCUGCCUCCACCGGAAAAGGAUUUCAAUACCUUCUAUGGAACAGCUAAACAAAAUGCCAAAGUUCAGAAACCCAAGAACUUCGUUACACAGCCAUACUCGAGCUCAACAACUCCCUUCCCAACGUCACUAACCACUCCAGCAUCCUCAUCAUCCGCCAGCACAACUCCAACUCCUAUAACUACCACUCCUAGUGGGUCCACCACAGCCACAACAGAAAAAACAUUCACUCAGUUCCAACCGUUCUUCAAAAAUAAGAACGAGAAAUCCGACGACAUCAUAACCACUAUGCGACCCCGUCUGGUUAUCAAAACCGUCUACAAACCAUACCCCAGCUCAAGCUCUACAAACUCUGCCAGCGGAGGCUCAACUGAAAAGCCAGUUCUCAAAUGGAUCCCUAAACGUCCACGAAACAAGGGAAACACCAGCGCUGAACCCUCUUCCAGUUCCACAUCGUCAUCAGCCAGUAUUGAACAAGUUUCUGCCUCUUCUGAACAUUCGACCGUUGAACCAGUCCUUGCCAACAAAUCUUCGACUUCCAGUGGAACCGCACGCUCAAGUCUCGAAAACCAAAUGAACCGACUGCGGGCGUCUCGAGGCCGCUCCCGCUACACACACCGCCGCGUCACCACUCCUGGUACCCCCUCCGCUUCUCAACACCCCAUCGCCAAAGUGCAACGUAUACGGACAAGCACCGCAACGUCCACCUCCACCUCCACCAUAAAACCCAUCUCCGGAGUCACCUCGUCCACCUUCGACAGCAAUCGACUAUCCGACAAUCGCCCACCAACCGAGACCGAAGUUCACCAAGCUGAAGACGCUGCUGUCGCUCCACUUAGCCUCAAGAACGCUAGCAACGAAAAAUCCAAACGUGACACCGCCACCGAAGAAAACGAAAUCCUCGUUGCCGAGCCGCUGACUUCCAAGCUGUCCAACUCGAAAGAAAACAACUAUGAGAUGGUCAAGGCCGAAAUCAACCCAAUCCAGACGAACGCCACCAACAUCCUGCUGUUCGAAGCCAGCGAUGCCAGCAUCGGACCGACGGGAUCCUCCCUGCCGACCAUCAACGAGUUGACCAUGUCGAUCAUCAACCACGCACGGGCGAUCGCCAACCAAACGAUCAAACCGGAAGACAUCCAUGACAAAACGCUCCAAUCGAACGAAAUCAACCACAAGGAGGAAGAAACGACGAUUCCGAUGAGUGCGACAACGAUGGUCGCCAGCACGAACGAACCGGUGCCCGAGAGCGAACAGACGGAAACAACGGACAGCGGAGACAGCAACGACGGAACCGAUUCGACCGGAAGCAGUAGGAGCGAAACGACUGUUAGUGUAGAUAAUUAGAACGGGGACGAUUGCGAGUGAGUGUGUGUGAUCUAGUAAAAGCGAACGAACGAAAGAUAUUAGAUAAAGUAUAAGCAAGUGACACCAAAUAAGUUCUGAUAAGUAAUUUAUAACUAUUUAUACCUAAAUAAAGUACUGAACGAGACCAUAAGUGGAUUGAAAAAAAAACAUAAUGGAAACAAACAAAGAACUGAGAGAACCGCUGAAAUAAAACCGAUUUACAGAUGCGACGCGAUUCCCAUAAGUGGAACAAACAGCGACCAGCUUUUAAAAUGAAGAAAUUUGCAUUCUAACAACUAAGGUUUGCAACAAACAGUAAAUAAGAGCUGCUGAAACAUCAAUGGAAAGCAAAUUAGUUAUUUUGUUUAUGUCAAAAUAAAACAGUAAUUUAUGAUUUCUA
This is a messenger RNA of Aedes albopictus (Asian tiger mosquito), 5737 nucleotides long. RefSeq names its product mucin-17. NCBI's taxonomy places the organism in Eukaryota, Metazoa, Arthropoda, Insecta, Diptera, Culicidae. The transcript has 3 exons. The record is from RefSeq and is a predicted model, not a curated record. The coding region runs from base 1369 to 5337 and encodes 1322 amino acids.